Caenorhabditis briggsae is the source of this 3033-nucleotide messenger RNA. It is a transcript of the gene Cbr-tag-77, whose product is annotated as Protein CBR-TAG-77. NCBI's taxonomy places the organism in Eukaryota, Metazoa, Nematoda, Chromadorea, Rhabditida, Rhabditidae. The transcript has 13 exons. Gene Ontology annotation, cellular component: cytoplasm. The coding region runs from base 1 to 3033 and encodes 1010 amino acids. Gene Ontology annotation, molecular function: guanyl-nucleotide exchange factor activity; metal ion binding. The record is from RefSeq and is a predicted model, not a curated record.
AUGAGCUAUCAUCAAAAAUCCAGCGAUGAGGAGCCGAAAAAAUCGGUGAAAGAGAUGUUGGCAGAAUUUCAGAGCAAGCUGGAUUAUGACGAUAAUCGCUUUCGGAAGCCGCCGGCGCCUCCGGCUCAUCGCCGGGCUCCGCCCCCUCCGCCCCCGCCGCCUCAUCGAAAACUUUCGGCUCCGCCCCCUUUGGCUCCGCCCCCUUCGAUCCCAACGCCUUCUCCGUCGAUUCCACCGGAUGAUGACGUGGAAAAUGACCUAGAAGAAACAUUAAAACAACCGGAAAAUGAAGAAAUUGACGAAUUUCAGCAAAAUUCAGAACUACGAAAAAGUUUGGGUCCAAAACCAAAAUUAGCACCAAAACCGCUAUUUUUGAAUGGAAAUUUGCUCCCAACGUCUAGUUCAACAUCGGACAUCCCGACAAACCGACAUCCGGACAUCCCGCCACCACCACCUCGAUCCGCAUGUACAACACCGACAAUUCUAGUGUUUCCAGCGACUUCUGACUAUUCGAAUGGCGGAUUCUUUGAUUCAAAUUGUGAAAAUGGAGGGACUAAUGUAAAGGAUAAGGCUAGGCAGUUGGUUAACUUGGGUUUUGUGCCGAGGAGGAGUAAUGGAGAUUACAGUACUCCGGUGGAGAGACCAAUCUCUCAAGUAUCAUCAACCUUAUCACAAGUAAGUGAUGAAUUCGAUGACGGCGGUGAUACGACAGAUGAGGAAUUGAAUAAUGAGGAGAAACAGUUGAAAAGGCACCGACAUGAGGAUGAUUUUGACGAAAUACAAAUCAAUAAUCAGAGAAAAACGACGUCGGCAUUGGAAACGACGCAUUCAGGAGUGAUUCAACAAAUGGAAAGUUUGAUGAGCCAAAUUUGUCAAAAAAUGACCCUAAAAUCAAAUAUUCGUUUCAGAGACAAACAAUCGAAGACCAAUGGAAAAAAGCCGCAGCGACGACAGUCGAAUAUCGAUGAAAUUCCAUCGGAUGUCGGCAAAUUGAGAGAUAAUCGAAAAGGUCGCCACAACUCUCUGUUCCCGGUCCCAUCAUCCGAAUACUCAUCCCAAUCGACAGAUGAUUGCUCGAGAAUCCAAAGUAUGACAUCAGAUGAUCGAUCAUCGAUUGUUUCUUCCUCAACUGUUUCAAAUGGGGCGAAGUCAGCGGAUUUUGUAUUUGAAUGCCCGCCCAUUCCUGAUUAUGAUACAGGAUCAGAGGAGGAGGAUCAACGAUUGAAGAAGCUGCACUAUGCGGCUGUUGAAUUUUUGAAAGUUCAGGCCAAUUACGUACAGUAUCUGAAGGAAAUGGCUGAGCUCUACCCGGAAUUCCUGAAAUUGUACAGUGUUACACACAAAACUGACAAUCUCCUGGGACCACACAACGGCCAGGAGAAUGUGGUUCUUCAAAUUAAAAAAAUCCUGCUCCAAAUCCUUCCGAUUCACGAGAUGCUCCUGAAAGAAGUGGAUACAGUAUGCCAGAAAUGGGAUUCCCAGAAACCGAAUAUGAGCAAAGCGAUCGGAAUGUAUGCCGACUUUUUAAAGUGUUGCCAGCCGUUUUUGGAUAAAAAAGCGGAGAUUAUAGCGAGAUUAGUGCAGUUGAGACAGGAGGAUCGGGUGUUUGAUGAGGCCACUUAUCAGUUCGAACUAAAAAAAUUCAAGCGCGGCAAAAAGGGUGCCGUCAUUCAGCAGCUGGACCAAGUCCAUCAGAAUUUCAUGAGAUAUAAAUUGCUCAUGCUUCGCUAUUCGGAGUAUUUGGUCCCAGGAUCUGAGGAGAAAAAGAAUGCAGAGGAGGCGAUUGCGAAAUUGGAAUCAGUCACACAGACGGUUAAUCAGAAGAUGGGCCUACCAACGACUGAUGAUUUGACGAAACUGUAUUAUCGGUUUCAGAGAAUGGAAGAUGACGAGUAUGUGAAGUGUUUGAUGGUUCGGAGCAAGGUCAAAUCGGCUCUUUUCAUUUUUCAAUCGGAAAAAGAGCGGAAUGCGUGGGCGGAUGAUUUGGCGAAAGCGCAAUUUGAACGGAAAUCCUAUAAGAAACGGAAAUCAAAUGCCGCACAUCUUCAUGAUGAUCGAUUGCACAAAAUGGGCAAGGUCCUACUGGAAAAUGGCGAAAUUCAAGAAUCCAAAUUAAUAAUUCCCGAAGAUCCUAUGAUGAGACCUCAAAUGAUUGGUGGAGCAUCUCGAAGCGAGUCUGGGUCACAAGAUGAACUAUCAUCUGUCCCAGUGACACCACUGGAUAAUGGACAAUUUGAUGAUGGAAAUGGAAUAUUCGAGGGAAUCAUUCAGAAAAAUGGAGGCGGAUCGAAGAAACAGGCGGUGGCUGAUGUGAUUAAGCCUGUCUGGCUACCGGAUAAUGCAUCAAAUGAGUGUCUGAUGGAGGGUUGCUCGACGGAAUUCAAUUUAAUUAUGCGGAGACAUCAUUGUAGAGAUUGUGGAUGGCUCAUCUGCAAAUACUGUAAAGGACAAGCGCCGCUGGCGAAGUACGAGUUUCGAAAGGAGAACGUGUGUUCCGAGUGCUACGAUAAGCAGUUUGAGACUUACAAAGCUGGAACGCUAUUCCCGACACGAAACAUUGUAAUUCAAAGCGACGGAACGCACAUGGUGAAAAUUGGAAAACGCGAUCAACAAGAGGUGGUGGACCCGCGAAAACUGUUCAAAGCGCCUGUGAAUUUUGGAUUUCGACACCGGAAUGUUGACGAGAAGCGAGCCGGAGCGAUAGUGUUUGGAAAAGUGCAUUUGAGAAAUCGAAAAUCGGAACUAAUUCGUUAUGCACUCCUCCGUCGGGACGAUUUGAAAUUGGUGUUCCAUAAAGCGGAAUUAGACUCAAAAUCCGUGUUCGAAGUAUUGAUUUAUGGUUAUUUCUACCGGGAAAUUCAUCUAGACGAUGGAAAUGGAUGGAUUUUUGAGCUGAUUCAUCGAAAUCAAAUACGAACUGAUGAUACGAAAGAUGACGUCAUUUCGUUUAGGGUUGAUAACGAAACUAGUGCAAAGAAGUGGUCGGCUGCGUUCGCUGAUAAAUUAGAGAUGGAUCCCACUUUUAAGCCUUGA